Neohortaea acidophila is the source of this 937-nucleotide messenger RNA. Its product is annotated as short chain dehydrogenase. The record is from RefSeq and is a predicted model, not a curated record. The transcript has a single exon. Gene Ontology annotation, molecular function: oxidoreductase activity. NCBI's taxonomy places the organism in Eukaryota, Fungi, Ascomycota, Dothideomycetes, Mycosphaerellales, Teratosphaeriaceae. Bases 63 to 842 code for a protein of 259 amino acids.
UGUAUAUAUUCUGUCUAUCCAUUGGAAGUAUACAUUAGCAUCAUUGCAACUUUUGUUCCAACAUGGCUCAGAACGCACGCAACAACGUCCUCAUCGUCGGAGGCAGCACGGGUGUUGGGUUAGCCGUAGGAAAGCUGGCUCUCUCCCACCUUCCCAAUGCCCACAUCAUCCUCUCCUCCAGCAGCAAAGACAAGCUGGAGGUGGCAGUCAAGGAAACCAAGGCCCAAGCAAAGUCCGGAGAUGCACCCGUCGACUACGUCGUGGGCGACGUGGGCAACUUUGACACGCAGUUCGACGACGUCAAGGCGCUGCUCAAGGCCUCCGUCGAGAAAUUCGGCGGCCCCAUCGACCACAUCGUCUGGACGGCCGGGAAAGCACCAGGCGCCAACAGAGCCGAUGACCACAGCAACAACGACGUCUACGACGUGGCUACCGCCCGUUUGUUCGGGCCCAUGACCCUGUCCAUCCUCGCCAAGGACUACAUGACCGUCAGCCGGCACUCCAGCAUCACCAUCACCGGCGGCGUGCUCCUCUACCGCCCGUCUCCAGGCCGAGGUCGGCUGACCGGCAUUGCCGGCGGCGUGGAAAGCGGCGCUCGCGGCCUGGCCGUCGAUCUUGCGCCCAUUCGCGCCAACAUGGUCAACCUGGGAGCCAUUCAGACGCCGCUGUUGGAUAGCUUUACGCAAGGGAACGAGCAGUUCGCGCAGUUGAUGGCGGAAAAGACUUUGGUCAAGACGAUUGGGACGGCGGACGAAGCGGCCGAGGCGUACUUGUUUAGCAUGCGAUGUGCGUAUGUUACGGGUUCGAGGAUUGAUGCGGAGGGCGGCUCGCUACUGUCUUGAGAUUAGUCAGGGCGAGCUUGACAGCCUUGCAGCCUUGUCGGUUUCAAAACUGCCAUCAAUGUAUGCAAGGGUGGUUAUUUGUAUCUGAAAUUGGC